CGCGCGCGACGCACGCUCGACCGCCGACGCGCGCUCGAAACGUUCGAAAGAAUUUAGUCCGUCGUUUCGCGACCGCACACGACCGAUCUCGACGCGCACGAUGUUCGCGAAGGCGAUGAUUCAAACCCGAGGGACGACCGCGGCGGUGACGCUGCGAUCGACGCGACGAUCGACGUCCGCGGGGGGGCGAACGCGCGCGGCGCGGGUCGUGCGGGCGAUGGCGGACGCGGGGGCCGAACGACGCGCGAGCGAGACCGCGCGAGUGCUCGAAAGAACGAAAGAAAUCUCGAACAGCGCGGAAUUGGACGCCGCGUUGGCGCUCGCGGGGGAUGAUCUCGUCAUGCUCGCGAUCGAGAGCGACGAGGAGUGCUACGCGGGCGAGAGCGCGUGGAGUGGAUCCGAUGCGAAGAUGGCGUCGUGUAAGCAAUUGAGCGCGUCUUUGGCGCGCAUCGCUCGCGAGGCGGAAGACGUGACGUUCUUGCAGCUCGACGUCGUCGGACACGAGGACGCGCGAGCGCUCGCCAAGGAGCUCGGCGUGCACCAGUUCCCGACGUACCAGUACUACAAGCACGGUGAAUUGAUGUGGGAACACGUCGGUGCGGGCGCUGGAUCGCACGAAAAGAUCGCCGAGGGUGUGUUGUACUACGGGAACACCGGUGCGGGUGGUAUGAAGACGACCGAGUACAUUCAAGAAGUGCAGAGCGCGGCGGAUUUGGAAGGGUUCCUCGCUUCCUGCGCGCCGGAACAAGACGUCGCGGGCUUGGUCGCGCCGAUUUCCGUGCCGUGCGAAAAGCAGCUCGCCGUCGUUGAUGUUUCCAUCGAAAAGAACGCCCCGGCGGGAUGCAUGCACAUCUUCCCGGCGAUCGUUUCUUUGGCCAAGAACACCGCCGGCGCGACGCGCUGGGCACGCCUCAUCGGCGACGCGAGCGAAGACGCCGCGGCGUUGAUGAAGUCCAUGAAAGUCACCGAAGUUCCGACUUUCGUUUUCUACGCCGAUGGUAAGGAAGUCGACCGAUACUCCGGCUCCGACCGCAUGGCGCUCAUGAACAAGGUGCUUCAGUUCCAACGCGCCAACGGUGUCAAGCUUCCGGAACGCGCCACGCGCAAGCGCAUGUCCACCGCCGAAGCUAAGGAAAUCGCCCGCGCCGCGCGCGAGCGCGAAAAGGCCGCCGGUCGCCGAUCGGGAUGGUAAACACUCUACGAAACCCUGUAAUUACGACGCGGCACGCAGCAUUAUAUAGAUAGUCG
Molecule: messenger RNA, 1248 nt
Organism: Ostreococcus lucimarinus CCE9901
Lineage: Eukaryota; Viridiplantae; Chlorophyta; Mamiellophyceae; Mamiellales; Bathycoccaceae
Exons: 1
Coding region: 218-1192 (324 amino acids)
Molecular function (GO): oxidoreductase activity, acting on a sulfur group of donors, disulfide as acceptor
Source: RefSeq, a predicted model, not a curated record